AUGGACAUUACAGUCUGCGGAGGACUGUGUUUUGCUCUUAUCGGUUCUUUCUAUGUAUGCCCACAUGACUUCCGGUUUUUCAAAGUUGCCCUUCAAGAUCUCCACAGCGCCGCCACAGACGCGUCGGUGUACGUGGAUCGUGACAGCACCCGUACAAUCCUGAAACGAUCGGUCUCAUUUACAAGUGUAAUCUGUGGGAGUUUUCUGUACCUACGGAGCGUCUCCAAAGCCUCUGUCGAGAUUUCUGAUAAACAUCCCCUUGUUCUAAUGGUACAGUGUGUGGUUUUGACUUCGAUUCUUUUCCUUGGCCCUAUUGUCGAGCAUCUUGUAUCUUUUGGGAUUUGGUUCGAACCCGAGACACCCAACGAGUGGCUAAUGCUAUUCCGCAAUGUUUUUCUAUGCCCAUUUGGCGAAGAGAUCUUUUUUCGAGGCCUUUUCUUUCACGUUCUUCGAAGUCGAACCGCCACACAGCAAAUUCUUAUUUCAUCCCUUCUUUUUUCUCUUUCCCAUGCACACCUGCUCAUGAUUCAUGCCGUAGACGAAUACCGCGUCGCUCUCGAGAAUGGAGAAAAACCCAGAAAUGAACUGGAACGGAUGUGCUGGCGGCGUUCGUUGCAAAAAUUCUACUUUCACUUUUUCUUUACCUUCAUCUUUGGCAUAUUAAAUGGGUUUUAUUACAACACUGUAUGCCGAGGAAGCGUUUUGGCUCUCGGUGCAGCUCAUGCAUUAUGCAAUCUAGUGGGUGCGCCGUCGUUUCGUUUUGCCCGGGAUAAUACGUUUUCUAUUAAAAAACGAUUCGUAUGUGGUUUUUCCUAUGCCAUUGGUGUCGGGUCAUGGUACCUUUUGCGGCAGGCCUUAUAA
This is a messenger RNA of Phytomonas sp. Hart1, 861 nucleotides long. NCBI's taxonomy places the organism in Eukaryota, Euglenozoa, Kinetoplastea, Trypanosomatida, Trypanosomatidae. The record is from the annotation of a GenBank genome assembly.